Prionailurus viverrinus (fishing cat) is the source of this 1894-nucleotide messenger RNA. It is a transcript of the gene MVK, whose product is annotated as mevalonate kinase. Gene Ontology annotation, biological process: cholesterol biosynthetic process; isoprenoid biosynthetic process. The transcript has 11 exons. The record is from RefSeq and is a predicted model, not a curated record. Bases 109 to 1572 code for a protein of 487 amino acids. NCBI's taxonomy places the organism in Eukaryota, Metazoa, Chordata, Mammalia, Carnivora, Felidae. Gene Ontology annotation, molecular function: mevalonate kinase activity; ATP binding. Gene Ontology annotation, cellular component: cytoplasm.
GCGGAAGGGUGCUCCCCUGUUCAGGUGGAGCCCGGGGGGAUUUGGUCCCCGAGCAGCUCUGGCUUUCGCUCACCGGUCCCGCCGAGGCAGGAUUCCCGGGAGCUAGCUAUGUCAUCAGAAGUCCUGCUGGUGUCUGCUCCAGGGAAAGUCAUUCUUCAUGGAGAGCAUGCUGUGGUCCACGGCAAGGUAGCUCUGGCGGUGGCCGUGAACUUAAGAACAUUCCUCCGGCUUCAGCCCCACAGCAAUGGGAAAGUGUGCCUUGACCUACCGAACAUUGGCAUCAAGCGGGUCUGGGAUGUGGCCAGGCUUCAGCUACAGGACACAAGCUUUCUGGAGCAAGGUGACGCCUCGGCACCCACCGCAGAGCUAGUGGAGAAGCUGAAGGAGGUGGCAGCCUUCCCCAAAGACUGUGCCGACCCCGAGCGUGCGGCCGUGCUGGCCUUCCUUUACUUGUACCUGUGCAUCUGCCGGAAGCAGAGGACCCUGCCCAGCCUGGACAUGAGGGUGUGGUCCGAGCUGCCCACUGGGGCCGGCCUGGGCUCCAGUGCCGCCUACUCCGUGUGUGUGGCCUCCGCUCUCCUGACCGCGUGCGAGGAGAUCCCAAACCCGCUGAAGGACGGCGAGCCUGCCAGCAGGUGGACAGUGGAGGACUUGGAAUUAAUUAACAAGUGGGCCUUCCAGGGGGAGAGAGUGAUUCACGGGAACCCCUCCGGAGUAGACAACGCUGUCAGCGUUUGGGGGGGAGCACUCCGAUACCAGCAAGGAAAGAUUUCGCUCCUAAAGAGGCUGCCGGCUCUGAGGAUCCUGCUGACCAACACCAAGGUCCCUCGCAGCACCAAGGCUCUCGUGGCCAGCGUCAGGAGCAGGCUGCUUAAGUUCCCAGAGAUCGUGGCGCCCGUGCUGACCUCCAUAGAUGCCAUCUCCCUGGAGUGCGAGCGGAUGCUGGGGGAGAUGGUGGCUGCCCCCGCCCCGGAGCACUACCUGGUGCUGGAAGAGCUCAUCGACAUGAACCAGCACCAUCUGAACGCCCUCGGCGUGGGCCAUGCCUCCCUGGACCAGCUGUGCCAGGUGACCAUGGCCCACGGACUGCACAGCAAGCUCACUGGCGCGGGCGGCGGUGGCUGUGGCAUUACGCUCCUCAGGCCAGGUUUGAGGAAUAACCAGGACAUUGUCAUCACCCGCUGUCACCUCUUGAUGCGGCCAAGAUGGGGACUGACCUUGCUACAAAACCGAGGGCUUUCUUCCCCCGCCCCCCAGUGUCUGGGGAAAGAGCAAGGCCGGGUAACGGUACCCGGGGCCGGGGCCGGCUCGGUCACCACACCGCACCUGCCCUCGGGACCUGGCACUCAGUGCUCCCGCCUGCGCGGCCUUCCCUUUGCCCCCUGCUUCUGGUCUUUCCCCUCCUUUACCUUCUCUUCCUCCCUGUUUUUCUCCCACCGUUGCCCACUGCUCUGUAGUAAGCCCACAGUGGCCCCAACCACCCCCCUCGCUCUCAGCGUGGCCCCAGACCUCAGGAAGUCACUGUGGCCUACAGCCGACUUUGACCGUUGGCUCCUCGUUCACGGUCAGUGACGAUGAUGAGGGAGAACACUUCUGGGGCGUGUACCGUGUACCAGGCAGUGUACCCGGCGCCUUCCCUGCCUUUCCUCAUGGAAGCCUCUCAGUAACCCUUGGGGAGUAGUAAUCACUAUUGGCCCCCUUCCCAAAUGAGGAGACCGAGGCUCAGAGAAGGGAAGCCGCUUGUCUGGGGCCCCACGGCUGGUACGCGGUGGGGCCGGGGCCAUGUGACUCGGGGCCCGUGACUUUACCUGUUGCUCCGUGCCCACCGCUGCCCCCUCCCCCAGAGGGUGCAAGGCUCCACAUUCCAAUGGGAAGACCUGUCCCGGGCCUUUUC